ACUUCAAGGAAACAGGAGAAAAAAAUAGAAAUCGGGGGAUAAAAGCAGAGAAAUAACUCAAAAUUUGCACAAAACUUCUUGUGAAGUUCAUGAAAUUUUGAGUUGGGUUCUUGAUAUCUUUUGCAUUGCUUACAUUUUAAGAGUUUGAGGAGUCUUUCAUCAAGUGUUAAAGUUUAUUAAUGGCAUCAUCAUCAUCAUCUUCUUCUUCUUCUUCUAGAGUUUAUGAAAAAUAUGAUGUUUUUCUUAGUUUUAGGGGGGAGGAUACACGUGAAAAUUUUACAAGCCAUCUCUAUGCAGCAUUGUGUUCAAAGAAAAUCAAGACGUUCAUUGAUAGUUAUGAUCUCGAAAGAGGAGAUGAAAUUUCACAAACACUUUUGAAUGCAAUUGAAGAAUCAAAGAUUGUUGUUAUUAUAUUCUCGAAAGGAUAUGCCACAUCUAGAUGGUGCCUUGAAGAACUUGCAAAAAUCAUUGAAGGCAAGAAAGCGGGAGAUUUGAUCGUGCCAAUUUUCUAUCAUGUGGAUCCGUCUAAUGUAAAAAACCAAAAACGCACAUAUGAAGAAGCAUUUGUGAGGCAUGAAAAAAUACAGAGCUUAGAGAAGGUGAUGAGAUGGAGGAACGCUUUGAGAGAAGCAGCUAAUUUGUCUGGAUUUGAUUCAAGUAACAGUAGGCCUGAAUCUACAUUAGUAGAGGAAAUUGUCAACUAUAUUUCGAAAAACCUGAAUCAAAUGUCCCCAAGUGACAACAAGAACCUCAUUGGAGUAAAAUCAAAAAUAGAGAAAGUUGAAUCACUAUUACGUCUUGGGUUAAAAGAUGUUUCAAGCAGUGUUGGGAUUUGGGGAAUGGGUGGAAUAGGCAAGACAACUCUUGCUCAUGCAAUAUUCAACCGAAUCUCAAGUCAAUUUAAAAAAGCCCACUUUCAAGAUAAUGUCAGGGAAGAAUGUAAAAAGAAUAAUGGAUUAACUCGUUUGAGUCAACAAGUUCUUUUUGCAAUAUUAGAUGAUAAACAUGCCAGUUUAGAUUCUAUCUUCACGAAAAAGAGGCUUUGCAGUAUGAAGAUUCUUAUUGUUUUUGACGAUGUAACAUGUUUUGAGCAAAUAGAAAAGUUUACUGGUGAUUGUUUUGGUUCUGGAAGUUGUGUCAUCAUAACAUCAAGAGAUAAACAAGUGCUUAAAACUUGUGGAGUGAAUCAUGAUAACAUAUACAAGGUUAAGGAGUUAUCAACUGAUGAGGCUGUUGAACUUUUCUGUCGACAUGCCUUCAAACAAAAUCAACCCACUGCAGGUUACAAGGAGCUAUCUCAAUGGGCACUAACAUUUGCUAAAGGCAUUCCAUUAGCUCUUAAAAUUUUUGGUGACAUGCUAUUUGGCAAGACAUAUUCAGAAUGGAAAAGUGCAUUGAAAAAGCUUGAAAGAAUUCCGAAUCCGAAGAUCCUAGAUGUGCUGAAAAUAAGUUACGAUGGACUAGAAAAUGAAGAACAAAAAAUAUUUCUAGAUAUUGCAUGUUUCUUUAAUAGGGAUGAUAAGAAUUUUGUGAAGAAAAUCCUAGAUGAUAUUGGGUUUGCUGCAGACAUAGGAGUAAGUGUUCUCAUUGAUAAAUCUCUCAUAACUCUAUCUGGUUGCAAGAUAAUAAUGCAUGAUUUAUUGCAAGAAAUUGGGAGGAAAAUUGUCUCUGAAGAAUCAAAAGAUCUUGGCAAACGCAGUAGGUUAUGGCAUCAUGAAGAUAUCAAUCGUGUAUUGAAGACAGACAUGGGGACUGGAGCAAUUGAAUGCAUUCGUUUGGAAAUGUCAAAAGCAAAACCUUUCAAGUUACAUCCCCACGCUUUCUCAAACAUGCAUAACCUCAGAUUCUUGGAUUUUUAUUGCGAUAUUGGUUGCUCAUGCAACUUUUACAACUCACACAGUAAAGGUGGCUACAUAUGCAAAGAAGGGCAGAUUAAUAAUAAGGUUUAUCCUUCUGAAGAUCUUGAAUUUGUUCUUUUUGAAUUAAGGUACUUCUGUUGGUAUGGAUAUCCGUUGCCAUCAUUGCCAUCAACUUUUGAUGUAGAGAAUCUUGUUUCACUUGUCAUGCCAUGUAGCAAGAUUAAAACUUUGAAUUUUGUCCAGCAACGUGAUAAAUUGAAACACAUUAAUCUCAGCAGCUCAAAGCUCCUAACCAGAAUCCAAGACCUCUCAAUGAUCCAAAAUGUUGAGAGUUUGAUUCUAGAAGGUUGUACAAGUUUGAUUAAGGUGUUUUCAUCAAAAAAAUAUCUCAAGAAGCUUGCUAUAAUCAAUCUUCGAGGUUGCAAAAGCCUUAAGAGUUUUCCUAACACCAGUUGUUUGAACUCUCUUGAGUAUCUAAAUCUAUCUGGUUGUGGAAUGACUAUGUCAUUGGACAAUCUCACCCCAUUAUCCUUUCUAAGAAAAUUAUGUCUUGCCGAAAAAAAUUUUGAGUUAAUACCAGGCAUCAAAGAGCUUUCUAAUUUGGUUGCUUUGGACGUAAGUAAUUGCCAGAGUCUUCGAUCCUUGGCAGAGCUUCCAGUUCUUUUAAAUUUGCAUGCAGAGAAUUGCACAUCAUUAGAGGCAUUAUGUGUUACUUUUUCAAGCCGAGCAACUAUCAGUCUUGCCAAUUGUCACAAACUGGAUAGGAAUGUGCUCAAAGCCAACUUGGAAAAUGCUAUCGAAUUAUGUGCUGAGAGGCGGAAGCAGUCAGGAUCAGCGUUUGUUGGCUGUUUCCCUGGAAAUGAGAUUCCAAAUUGGUAUAGCUAUCAAAAUAUGGGAUCUUCUAUAACAGUCAAGCUACUACCAGCUCUGAUCAACGAUGAAUACUUAUUAAUUGAUGUGUGCACUGUUAUAACAUCUCGACAACAUCAUUUUGAUGACAGGUCAUUGCCCUUUCUUUGUUGUUUCACGUUCAAAGACGAGCAUGGUAAGAUAAGGAAUAAGUGGACUUGUCGUUUCUCCCUUUUCAGUUCAAACCUUGAAACUGGAAGUCGCUACAUAUUACGAGAUCAUGUAUACAUGUUGUGUUUCUCCUCCAACAAACAAAAAUAUGAACAUGCGCGGAAUGAACUACGGAAUGGCUCCGUUUUUUUGACUUUUCAUUGUGAUUAUAAUUGUAAAGGUAAAAAAUGCUGCAAGGUGAAAAAGUGCGGGGUUAAUUUAUUCUAUGAAAAAGCUGAGAAGGAAGAAUCCACAUAAGUUUCAGCACCAAAGAAAAGGAGGAAGGGAAAGAGGAACAGAAGUUCCAACUUUGGAUCCUAAUUAUUAUUUUGUAAUAAAAUAUCAUGCUUUUGUUUUGUUCUUUGUUUGUUAUAUGCCAUUCUUUUUUAUCAAUUUUGUUUAACACUUAUUUUGUCUAUGUUAGAUGCAUUAACAUUUUAAAUUCAGCAAUGGAAAUUCUUGAUUUCAAUAGGUUUGAACUUUGAACACGGAUAAAAUAUAGGAGCUGCAGU
This is a messenger RNA of Pistacia vera, 3430 nucleotides long. RefSeq names its product TMV resistance protein N-like. Lineage: Eukaryota; Viridiplantae; Streptophyta; Magnoliopsida; Sapindales; Anacardiaceae. The record is from RefSeq and is a predicted model, not a curated record. Gene Ontology annotation, molecular function: ADP binding. Gene Ontology annotation, biological process: defense response; signal transduction. The transcript is spliced from 6 exons. The coding region runs from base 180 to 3176 and encodes 998 amino acids.